CCUGAUAUUGGGGUGCCUAUCUCAGUUGGGCCAUUUUCAGGGUCACCGCACAUCGAGCCAGAGAUGGGCGCGCAGGCUCCAACCAAGGAGGUCCGUGGAGUGAGGAUGGAAAGGGUGUCAGAGGAGACUGAAGAGGCGAAGUCUACCAGGGUACAGGCCCGCCUUGCCGAGGUAUAUGAGCAGAAGGAAAGGAUGGAGGCGGCACAGAUAGCGCCGACACCACCAGUUGACCCCAGGACGAGCGAGCAAAGGAUUGACGAGUUAUGGGCCAGAUAUGAGAGCCGAAGGGAGGCAACUCGCCAGAGGUUACAAGAGGCAGGGCAGGCGGACGAGAGGGCAGAUGAGGCAAUAGAAAUUGGGGGACUGGGAUUUUCCGCCGCCAGGAUGGCCAUCGAGCGGGUGGACAGAAGGAUACGACAAGCAGCAACCACAUCCUUCUACAGAUAUACUCUGCUUAGUGACGAGCUGGCAAUUAGGAAGGGAGAGGUGGAGCAGCUGACUGCUCAGCUUGCAGAAGAAAGGGUUGAAAACAAGGCCUGGAGGGCUCGGUUGGAGGCCAAAGCAGCUGAGUGGGAGAAAAAGCUCAAGGAGAUGUCAGCUGCAGUGGAAAGAUUUUCGACAACUAAGGUGGUCGAUUGGACUGAACAGAGCAGAUAUGGCAUUCAAGGCGAAGGGAUGCAGGGACUGUUUGGACAAGGAGAGGCGGCAGAGACAUCUCAGCAGGAAAAAUUAAAGAAUGUGUUUCUGGACCCGACUGAAGUAGAGGCGAGGAGAGAGGCUAACAAGGGAAGUUUUGAGUUCAAGGCUCCCACUGAGUUAGCCUCGCGGCAAGAAGCCCCUAUUUCAGCUAAGUCCCCUGUGGAGGUGCCAACUCAGGAGCCUCAGCCUGCACCUGUUGAGGAAGAAGCUGCAGAGGAGUCGCUCACGAUCCUUUUGGAAGUGCAAGAAAAGACCCUUACUGGGGCAGUGGUACCUCCUCAGUCUGAGGCACAAGGGAAAAAGUCGUAGCGUCUGGACGAGUUGAUGGCUGUCAUGGAGGUAGAUAUGUCACCAGAGAGGCCUCAGAGACUGGGGACCCCGGAGCUUGUGUCGGAAAUGAGGGAGU
Messenger RNA from Chara braunii, 1105 nucleotides. NCBI's taxonomy places the organism in Eukaryota, Viridiplantae, Streptophyta, Charophyceae, Charales, Characeae. The record is from the annotation of a GenBank genome assembly.